AUGAUUUCAUCCGUCGUUGCAGUAGCUGGAGGUACUGGCAAGCUUGGCCGUGCGAUUGUCGAAUCUAUCGUUAGUGCGGGCGGAUACACGGUGUUCGUACUUGCUCGAGAGACGACCGGAGAUGCGAAGCCCGUUGAGACAGGUGCAAAGAUACUCGCCAUCGACUACAACAACCCAGAUUUCAUCGUCAAAGUCUUGGAAGAGAAUCGUAUCGAUACAGUGAUUUCGACCCUUGGAUCUAUGUCAGGUACCGAUCCUGAGAUGGCUCUUAUUGAGGCUGCCGAAAAAGCUGCUGUCACGAAGCGCUACAUUCCGAGUACGUGGGGGAUCAAGUACACGCCCGAGGUUGCCAAAAUCUUCUCGAUGGCCGAGGGAAAGAUUGCCUAUCUCAACGCUUUAGAGAAGACGUCACUGGAGUAUACAGCUGUCAUCAACGGCUUCUUUCUGGACUACUAUGUGGAGCCACACGUCAAAUCAUAUCUUACGGGUUUGACGCUGGCUAUCGAUAUCGCCAACAAUACUGCUGCUAUCCCCGGCUCGGGUAAAGUCCCUAUCGUUUUCACCUACAGUUUCGACAUUGGCAAAUUCGUGGCUGCUCUUCUUGGCCAAUCAACCUGGGAAAAGGAGUCAUACGUCAUUGGCGACAAAGUCACGCUGAAUGAGUUCCUCGCCAUCGCUGAAGAGGCCAGAGGAUCGAAGUUCACGACCACAUACGAUUCACUGGAGAGAAUGAAGUCGUACCAAGUCACUGAACUGCCUGCUCAUCCUCCAAUGUACCCAUACUUCCCGAAGCAAAUGCUUCAAGGUAUGUGUGCAGUCUUUGGCAUCUUGUUUGACGAAGGUUUCUUUGAUCUCAAGUCGCAGAAAUCUUUGAAUGAUCAGUUUCCGGAGAUAAAGACUAGGAAGAUUCGAGAUCUAGUCAACGAGGCCUGGAAGGGUAAAUAG
Messenger RNA from Alternaria atra, 945 nucleotides. RefSeq lists its product as uncharacterized. Bases 1 to 945 code for a protein of 314 amino acids. The record is from RefSeq and is a predicted model, not a curated record. NCBI's taxonomy places the organism in Eukaryota, Fungi, Ascomycota, Dothideomycetes, Pleosporales, Pleosporaceae. The transcript is spliced from 3 exons.